CUUGUAUAUGGAUGUGUAGGUUUACCUUACUGCACUCACACACUCACUGCUCCUCUCUGCUUUGGCGGCUUUGGGUGCGGCCCGCUCCACACCACACCCGACCGCCAAGACACACAUGCGCACCACGAGCACACUAAGGUCGAUCCGGUGCAUCCGCGGUGACUUACUACUGACUUGACGCCACAUUUGUGGUCCACCAUUCAUCUACAGGCUUCCUUCUGUCAUCCAGCGGUUUUGCUGAGCGGCCCGUGACACGCCCACCCACCCACUCAGGCACACACAUACGCACCAGGAGCACACACUGCCUCUUCUGAUUUGGAGUCGACCCCUUCUCCUACUGCGACACGAUGCACAGCCUUCUCCUGCUGCGCAGGAGCACUGCUCUUUCCCCCGCUGUUUUUCGUCGCUGGCCGCCUUUUCCAGCCUCCGCCGGACACCGCCACUGCGCUUUCGGCCCAUCCAUCCCAUCGACAACUCCUUGUACCGCCGCACACCUCAUCUACAUGUGUGAAUGUACCUGCCUGCACUGGCCAGCUGGCCUAGUCAGAAACCCUCACAUACGUAUCCAUGUGUCUAUCGGGCAGAGAGAGCAUCUCACUCACAACCAGCCACCUCCACACACAGACACACACACACACAUACACACACCACACACCACACACCACACACACACACACACACACACAUAUGGUGUGUCCAUCGGUGCGUAUACAUGUGUGUGUGUGUGCGUGCGUGCAUCGUGCACUGAUGUGUGGCACUUGCUUACACAUACAAUACACAUACACAUACACAUUCACAUACACUUACUUGCACCAUCCACCCCCCACACACACCUCACCCCCUCUCUGUGUCUCCUAUGCGUGCGUCUGUGCCGUGUGUGAACGUAAGGUCAGUGGACAGCUGCUUGUGAGUGUGUGUGUGUGUGUUUCUUUUCCGUGGGUUUGUUGCCGCCUCUGUGUGUUUCUUUUCCGUGUGUGUGUGUGUGUGUGUUCCGCCUCUGUGCCGUGCCGCUUGGCACAUAGCGGUUUCAUCGGCGUUGAUUGAAAACAUGCGGUUGUAAUAUUGAAUGAUUUAGAUCAGUGAGUGAUAAGUGCCUCCAUAGCUCAUGUCGCGGAAGAUCUGGCCGGCGAGGGUCGCCGCCGCCGUUUCCAGUGACAACAGAAGAGCAAUUUGUUCGAUGAAAACAUCGAACGGUGUUUGGAUGCGCCUGUGGUACUCGAGCGACGCACCUCCAAGAUCUGAUCUACCAACACCAGCCUGCAACAGCAAAGGCACAAGCAUUAUCUCCGGUCCAUCCAUCACGUAAUCCAUCCUUGUCUGUCGCCCGUCCACUUCCAUCGCCAAGUCUGCCUUCCGCGCCCAGUGCUACCCUCGGGCGCCAGAUCUUAGUAGAUCAUAUCAGAGAGAGAUCGUCAAAUCGGAUUUAAAUGGGGAGAAUGGCGAGAAUCCGAGACGCGGGAGACGGGGGCCUUUCCCGCCUAAAAUCGCAUCAAGGCCGGCAUUCUCAGCUCCCUGAACCCGCCCGUGCUGCAGCGACGGGCGGUCGCACAGCAACGCAGCAACAGCAGCAACAGCAGAGUACCACCCGUCGGCGUCAAGAGGAGCGCAGCAGUCCCCUGGCUUCCCACGCCAUACAUUUAAUUUAGUGCAUCAGCGAGCAGCACCACGAUGGCCACCCACCCCAUCCUCACCACACACGACGGCCAACAGGUGGAGCUGUCCCACCGGCUCGGCGAGGGCUCCCGUGCCAUCGUCAGGGCAGGCCUGGUGAAUGGGGAAUGGCGGGCCUUCAAGAUUGCGGUUUUCGACAACGACAGCCCUAUAUGGCGGGACUGCCCUGAGGGAGAUGGAGGUCGAGAGGCAGCGCAUGGCCAUGGUGCAGGCCAAGAGGGAGAGGGAGGGGAAGGAGCUGAAGCCGUUUCUGCGGCUAUACGGAUGCGCCACCAGCCUCCAAGACGGCGCCAUGUAUCGCGAGUCGGCUGACACAGCCCUGAAGCCCUGCCUGUACAUAGAGAUGCAGCCACUCAACGGUGAGCAUCAAAAGGAGGGGGGCUGCACUCCAUCAGUGUACUCAUUCACGGCGUCUUUCUUUGUCUUGUCUUGACGCUGUCAGACCCCACGCAGCCACCCGACUACGUCAGCCUGAGGGAGUUGAUUUGGGAUAUGCACUAUGCCGGUGUUGCUUAUGACUAA
This is a messenger RNA of Vitrella brassicaformis, 2193 nucleotides long. The record is from the annotation of a GenBank genome assembly. Lineage: Eukaryota; Vitrellaceae.